AUGAAAAAUUUUCAAAUUCGCGCCAUUUUCAAGUUGAAAUUGGGUGAAAAGCGGGGAAACAGCUCAAAACUUAAUCGUAUCUUCGGCAUUUUUGAAGAGGCUGGAGGAGGAGCCCUAGAAGACCCAACCACUGGACAUCUAACAGAUUCGGAUAAGGAAUCACCCCUUCGACGAGUAAACACAGCGCGUGCUCGACCGACAGAAAGAAACGGUGUCCCACCAAUGGACAAACAACAAACGCUUCCCAUUCUAGCAAUACCAAUGAAUCUUGGAGAUCUCAAAAGAAAUCGAUCCCUACGAAUAAAGUCGCCAAAAGUAGAGAAAGAAAAGGAACAAUUGGAUAGACGACCAUCUGAUGAUUCGUGUAAACUUAGCCGCAGCGCUAGUCUGAUUAAAAGGACGAAACAUCUAUCGUUGAGAAUGCGCCGACAUGGUGAUAAAGUUGGUGAUGACGAGAUUGUUGAUGAAAGCGAUUGCAAGAUUCAAUAA
Strongylus vulgaris is the source of this 489-nucleotide messenger RNA. The record is from the annotation of a GenBank genome assembly. NCBI's taxonomy places the organism in Eukaryota, Metazoa, Nematoda, Chromadorea, Rhabditida, Strongylidae.